Molecule: messenger RNA, 489 nt
Organism: Kickxella alabastrina
Lineage: Eukaryota; Fungi; Kickxellomycota; Kickxellomycetes; Kickxellales; Kickxellaceae
Exons: 3
Coding region: 1-489 (162 amino acids)
Source: RefSeq, a predicted model, not a curated record
AUGGCUAUAGCAGCUGAGACCAUGCUAGCAGCCACCAAGGACGCUGUGGCCUUGCUACGUGUUAACCCCGUGCAUAAUAACAGGUCCGCACGCUACCAGGAGGCGCUUGUAAUAAACCUUGAGCACAAGCAAAACCCCAAGGGCCGCCGGCGGUGCUGCCGCGUUGCCGAGGUACAGGCCAGGUUUAUCAAAGUGCAGGCUAGAGUGGACACACGCGCUCAUGCCAUAGCCAUACUGGAGGCUGCGCUGCAAUUGUCAACAUUGCCUGGCAAUGCUUCGGCCACCAUAGCCAUCAUUGCAGUUGGACAUUUCAACCUCCGCGUCAUCUUGCUUGAGGCCGCGCUUAGCACCCGCUACCAAACUGCCAGUGAGCUCCCAAUGCGUCAGCAAAAUGCACAGACUCUACACAGCUCAGCAGCUGCUGCGGCACUGUCUUCAAAGAGACACAAUCUUACAGCACUGUGGAAGAGUGUCAACAAGGCUUUCUAG